AUGUCGGAUACGUCCCACUCUAUUACCAAUGCCUUUAUGUCCACCCAACGGACAUCUACCCACAUUUCUCCUAACCCCCCGGUGAAUGAACUGGUGGCUACCGGUGGGCAUAAAGUGGGCAAAAAAUCCUGUCACUUAUACGAGGAUGCCUCAAAAACUGUACAAUCGGACAGGGAAUUUCCUGUCAAAGAUGAUGUUGUUGCACCACAACAAAGAGCCACCCACCGGGUAAAAUCGGGUGAACCACUUUUUGAUCCGGAUGCACUGCAGCAUCUAAGAUCUUUGGAGUGGUACCCCUUGGAUCAAGUGGCGAAGUAUAUCGCCGCACGCAUCAGGAAGCCGCUUGAUAAAGUGGCAAGAAAUAAACUUCAGGCUGAAUGCCCGCGUCCCACGAUUCCUGAUUUGGUAUGCAUCACCCCAGACGUAGACCCCCAAAUCGCCCAAUUUCUGGGCAAAAUGGAAUGGAAAGCCAAGAAAGGCCUAGAUUUUUCUUUACGUAAUUGCCAAGACAAAAUACUGGAUGUCUUUGGACCCAGUGCUAAAAUAUUCAACAUUGUCGAAAUGGCCCUGGCAGGUGGUACACCUGUGGAAUUGCUGGCCAUCAGGGGCCUUAUUAAUGACCUGUUGCAAACACAGUUGCCAACAGCUGCUGCUGAUCUUAUUGAACAGAUGUUUAGGGAGAUAAAAUGUCUGGAGGAAGAUGCAAACCGAACUUAUCCUGAUGAUCAGGUUGAUAAAUGUGCUAUCAGCUUAUGGAACUGGGGUGUUACUAAGAGAGUGGAGACCUCCAUUACUGAGACACAACACACAAUGGUGCGUCAUAUAUCCUGUAGACUAGGGAUGUGGUGUGAGGGUCUAGAACCAUCUGAGGGGCUUGUUCAAAGAAAUAUACAGAUGGCCAUGAAGACUGGGAAAGGCUGGAUAGAUGUGGGGAAGCCUCGUCUUGCCAGUGAUUUCCUUGAAAGUGCAUUAGAUAGCCUGGAAAAGAUUUAUGCCAUACUAACAAAAAGAAGUUCUGAAGAAGCGGAUGUGAACGUACACAAAUUCUACUUGGAGAAACAUCUCUUUAAAGUUUUGACGUACCAGGCAGAGGUGGCUGUUGCUCAUAAAGACUUUGAGAUGGCUUCACAGAGAAUUCAGAGGUGCAAAGACAUGCUGCUGAGACAACCUAAAGAGACUGGGUAUUUGUCAGUUCUUUGCUACAACUUUGGAGUAGACUCAUAUAAAGAGAAGAUGUUUGAGCAGAGCUCCUAUUGGCUAAGACAGAGCUAUGAGAUUGCAAAUUCGGAUAAAAGGUUCAGCCCUGGACAUGAAAUACAGUCCAAAGUGCUGAGACUUCUAGCCACAGUGUACAUGGAGUGGGACUGCAAAUUAUACCAAGACAAGGCUCUUAGCGCUAUUAGAAUGGCUAAUGAGGAAAAUAUACAUCCUGCUGGCCUUUUCUUGAAAAUGAAAAUUCUUUUGCAGUGUGCCUUACCUGAUGAUGUCAUCAGUAUGGCUGUCACAGAAAUGCUCAGUUAUGAACAAGAUCUAGGUAUAUAUAUGAAUCUAGCAAAGCUGCUCUUAGAGUACCAAAGAGAUUAUGUGGCAUUUGACUUCCUCAAGAUAGUCUCCAAGCAUUUUGAGAGCUCCCCUGACAUAGGAAAAGCACUCAUCUUGCAUGUUGAACUUUUGCUGCAGAAAGGGAAGGAACGAUUAGCACGCCAAAAGAUUGAAGAUAUCAUAACAGGUCAUCACACAGGGAAGAAACUAUCCACAGAGACUGUGAACCUGUUGCACCUAAUUAUUUGGGACUGUGCUGCUAAAAGGUUUGAGGCUAAAAAGUACAUGGAAUCUCUUGAAUGGUACAACUAUUCCCUGAGUUUUUAUGCUGCUGAUCAAUCUGAGCCUAACCUUGCCAAACUACAAAGAAACCGUGCCAACUGCUAUCUACAACUUAAUGAGUUUAACAAGGCCAAAGAGGCAAUAAAAGAAGCAGAACGUUCUGAUCAGGAGAGCAUCUUUACACAGUUCAGCGUGUAUAAACUAGCUAUGCUAGAAAAUAACACGCUUGAAGCAACAAAUGCUUUGUCUGCUAUGGGAAAAAUGGCAGCUCAGUCACAAUCAAAGGGGAUUCUCAUGGAGGAGAGCUGCUCGGAUAUUGACCUGCUGAGUCUGGCGGCUCAAAUCGCUUUGGAGAAAAAUCAACGGGAUGUGGCUAUAAAAGCUUUGGAGUUUCUGGUUGAGCAAGAUCACGACACUGAGAAGAUGUUUGUGUCACUAAGGUGUUUGGUGAGACUACUAAUGUCAGAUGAAGAAGCAAAAUGUGAAGAAAGAAGGACUAAGAAUAGAGAACGUCUAUUUUUUUAUUUAAAUACAGCUCACAAGAAGCUCUCAGACUCUAUGAAUGAAGGGUUUUUAAGCCAUGACAAGCGUUCCAAUGAAGCACACUGGUAUAGAAAAAUAGCAUGGAAUUUGGCUGUUCAAGCUGAGGACUCCCCAAGAAUGAUGAGUGAUGCCUGCCUUUUAUCAUACAAGCUGUCCCUUUUCUGCACGUGUGAUAGGCUGAUCCUAGUGGCUCAGAAAUCAUGUCUGUUGAUGGCAGCUGCUGUUGACAUGGACAGGGCUAGGGAGGCGACAGACCACUCCGAGCAGGUUGGGCUACUUACCAAGUCACUAAAUCAUAUUCAGCUGUGUCAGGAGAUCUGGAGAGUGCUGCAGUCCACAGGGGAUUUUUCUCAAGAUCCCACAGAGGUACUUUUACUUCUCUAUGAAUUUGAAAUCCGUGCCAAAUUAAAUGACCCAAGGUUGGAAACCGUGGUAGAAGCUGUGUGGGAGCUUCCCAUGCUUAACCUCAAGACUUUGGAAACCAUUGCACACUUAUCCAUGGAGGCUCCAGCCUAUUACCCAACUAUUUGCAAGCGUGCACUGCAAGGAGCACUAUCUCUACACAAGAAACAGGACCCCAUGGACAUCACCAGGUUUAGCAAGUGCCUGCACAGUCUUAUCAAGCUGAGUUUACCCAGUUGGGCAGUAGAGAUGGAGACCUGUAUCCAAGAGGAGGUUUGGCUGUAUUACCAAGAAGCAAUAAAUAUUAUUACUAGUUGUGAUGAAUAUCCAGAAGUGGAAUCAUUGUGGCUGAUGACCCAGGCUUGGAAUACAGGGAUCUUCCAGUACAGUGUGAAGAGAUAUACCGAUGCAGAACGCUGGUGUGCACUGGCCAUGCGCAUGCUUAAUUACAUUGGGACUUUAAAGAGCAGUUAUGAAAACCAGAUGGUUGCACUCUACAGCAAAAUCCUGGAGGAGGUGGACACCGCUAAAAGAGCCCUGCCCAAUGAGGAAUAAAGCUCUUGCACAAAAAUUAUUUUAUUUUUUUCAUUUAUCUAUUAUUCCAUACAUGUUUUCCUUGUUUUA
Molecule: messenger RNA, 3393 nt
Organism: Pelobates fuscus (common spadefoot toad)
Lineage: Eukaryota; Metazoa; Chordata; Amphibia; Anura; Pelobatidae
Gene: TEX11
Product: testis expressed 11
Exons: 30
Coding region: 1-3324 (1107 amino acids)
Biological process (GO): reciprocal meiotic recombination; synaptonemal complex assembly; meiotic cell cycle
Cellular component (GO): central element
Molecular function (GO): protein binding
Source: RefSeq, a predicted model, not a curated record